Molecule: messenger RNA, 1566 nt
Organism: Huiozyma naganishii CBS 8797
Lineage: Eukaryota; Fungi; Ascomycota; Saccharomycetes; Saccharomycetales; Saccharomycetaceae
Gene: YEF1
Product: NADH/NAD(+) kinase
Exons: 1
Coding region: 1-1566 (521 amino acids)
Biological process (GO): NAD+ metabolic process; NADP+ biosynthetic process
Molecular function (GO): NAD+ kinase activity
Source: RefSeq, a predicted model, not a curated record
AUGGAUAAGAUCGGUGACUGUACGUCUGCAGAUUCUAGUAAGAGUUUACUGCCAGACGAUGGUGCGAAGAAACUUGGUGACCGGUUGAAUGCUUUGCGGCUGGGCGAUCAUCCCAUAGCAAAAUCCGUUCCCUCGUUCUCUAUAGAUUGCGAGCUGGCAGCCGGGGAUGACGGUGAGCAGUCGUUACAAAAUCUGGCUGAUCUCAUGGAGGCCAAAAAGAACAUUCGGAAGUUGUCGUCCAACGCCGGUAGCGAGCGGUCUCUCACGUCGACCAAGAGCCACGUGGAGAUCGCAAACACGGCGUAUGGGCUGAGGUUGCUGAGCAAGAACAUAUCCAACACGAAGGUCAGUUUGGAGGUCGAGAAGAUGAUCGUCAUAGCCAAGAACACAGACAUGUCGAUGAUAUAUCUGCUAAGAGAAUUUGUUGAGUGGGUGCUCACUCACUUCCCCUACAUGACGAUAUACGUGGAGGAUAUUUACGAACACUCGACGAAGUUCGCAGGGAAGGAAAUUUGCGCGGACUCUGACUGCAAGACGUCCAAGAUCAAGUACUGGAACGAAGAGUUUGUGAGGGAGCAGGACGUCUUUUUCGACCUAUGUGUCACCAUGGGCGGUGACGGUACUGUGCUGUUUGCUUCGACACUGUUCCAGAAGCACGUGCCCCCUGUGCUGCCCUUCUCCCUCGGGUCACUUGGGUUUCUGACCAAUUUCGAUUUUGGCCAGUUCAAGCAGGACUUGCCCGUCAUCCUGAACAAGAAGAUAAAAACGAACUUGCGGAUGCGAUUGGAGUGUAAAGUGUACCGAAAGCGUACCAUUACAAGGUGUCUCGAAACGGGGAAAAAAAAGAGGGUCAUGGAACUCGCCAGCGAGCACCACGUUUUGAACGAGGUGACCAUCGAUAGGGGACCAAGCCCUUACUUGUCAAUGCUGGAGCUGUACGGCGACGAUUCGUUGAUGACUGUGGCCCAGGCGGAUGGGUUGAUCGUGGCGACCCCGACCGGGUCCACGGCAUACUCGCUAAGUGCCGGCGGGUCGCUGAUGUACCCAAGCGUGAAUGCGAUUGCCGUGACUCCAGUGUGUCCGCACACUCUGAGCUUCCGGCCAAUUGUACUCCCAGAUAGUAUUAAACUGAAGGUGAAAGUCCCUGCCAACUCGAGAGGAUCUGCAUGGGUUGCAUUCGACGGCAAAAGCCGCAUCGAGCUGCAGCGUGGGGACUACGUGAUAAUGUGCUCCAGUCCGUACGUGUUCCCGACCGUGGAAUCGUCCCCCACGGAGUUUAUCGAUGGGAUCCACAGGACAAUGAACUGGAACGUUCGAGACGAGCAGAAAACUUUUGAACACAUUCUUUCGAGGAAGAACAGGGAAAGAUUCGUUACGGAAAUGGACGAUGAAUCAGAUGACAGCAGCGUUGAGGAGAUGAUUGUGGAAAACGGUGUGCCGCUUUUGGACGGCAAAGUCAGCCACCUUGACCUCAUUGGGGAGUCCUCGAGCAGCGAGGACCGCGACGAUAUGCAAAUGAGCUCACAUCCACGCGAGAUUGCAGAUAUGCGAGCGGUGCGUGAGUAA